GUGUAUUUGACUGAAUAUUGUCACCAGUUUUCGUUUUCUUGAAUUUCAAUCAUGGUGCCUCCUGUUACUGGUUUUCUUAUGGGUUUGGCUGCUGCCAUUUUCAUCUGUCAUUCCGCCUCGAGCCAGUCCCUGAGUGAUCCCUGUGGCGGAUCGAACCCCGUCCAAGGAUCUUCCAAAGGACUUAGCGUUACUGGUAAUCUUCCUGCUGCCAUGAGAGAUAUUGUCACAUCAGCAAUUGAAGCUAAAACUUUGGCCGGACUUCUCAAAGACAAAUACACAAAAACAUCCCCUCCUCGGAUUUCUCCAUUUUUUGCAAUCUAUCUGAAAGGAAUUCACGAGAAGAAUUUUCCCGUCAGCAGGAGUCUAUUCAAUCAGUCAGCGAUAACAGCUGCACUCCAGAGCGACUAUGAUGACGUGUCAACAAUUAUCACGUUCAUGAAGUACAUUUACAAGUAUGAAACUGAAUACACCGUCGACAUGGAGGCCUUCCAACACAAGCUGUACAGCCCACUGUGCAAGAUCAAGAUCGCCGCUGACGCCAAUGGACAAAGUCUUACUUACACCAUCACCGAUGACGUUGUGACCAGGAAGGUCAUCAUAUCAGAUGCCUUUAGGUACGCCCGUGAUUACACUGUGUUCAGAGAUGCCGAGGUCUUCUUGGCAUCUGUCACUACUCCGUAUGUGAACUGAACAAUCAGCUGACAAGUACAACCGAGGUUAUUGGGGUGGUUUGACACAUUAACGACAACGUGAAGUUUUCAUGUUUAAAUAAAAUAACCUCAAUCGUAGUUUCUCUGAGUGUCUUACGACUGUCUGUGACAGUCACACGAGUUCCAGCACCUUUAAGGUACAACGGUUCGCUUUCAAGACAGUAUGUCUCAGCAAAUCUGUGGUAUUCACAGUUAUAUGUGUGGAUUACAUUAAUCCAUUGCUAUGUAUGCGACAGAGUCGUUUAUAUAUAUAAUUCAUUCAUCUUCUUGGCUCCUAUGUGAGUGUAAACAAAUGUUUGCCUUUGAUUCUGCGUCAAUGUGAGUGUGAUAUUGUUGUGAACUAUUGUGGUCAUACUAUAUUUAACAAUAUUUUGUUUCGAGUGUAUACAGUUUCAUUAUAUGUUUGUGAAAUGAUGUCAAACAAACCUAUUAAAAUGUGCUAUACCUCAGGCUAAGCGCAGCAGAAGAUGUCUUUAAACAUUUUCAGUGAUUUACUCAAUGUCCAUUCAUAUAUAUGUAUGUCCUUUUCGCUAUAUGGCUUUCUAUCAUCAGAUACACAUGUAUGUAUUUGUAACAUAUGGGCAUUCAGAUU
Molecule: messenger RNA, 1302 nt
Organism: Haliotis rubra (blacklip abalone)
Lineage: Eukaryota; Metazoa; Mollusca; Gastropoda; Lepetellida; Haliotidae
Exons: 4
Coding region: 52-690 (212 amino acids)
Source: RefSeq, a predicted model, not a curated record